CAGAAAACGGCGUACGUUCGGCCCUCGGGACAGCUGCAUUGACACAUCAUGGCACAAGUAAGGGAAAGGAAUGCCAGACUGAGUGAAUGCAACGAUAUGAUGGCUUCUCUCAGGCGGCGGGCAGCCAGCCAUCUCUCGACGAGCAGCUCGUACAACUUCUCGAGCUUCACGCACAGGUGAGGUCUCACCAUGUCCGAAAUUGCAUGCACAGAUCACGUCACCCUGAGCUGAUGUGAUGUACGUAUGCGUGUGGCGUUUCAGGUCGGAGAGCAGCUCGCCCACGUGCAGCAAAUGGACCCUGCAACCAUCGCCAAACAGGUCGGUGCACCCGCACCAGAGUCUGCGCACACGUCUGCAUGUUCCCUUCCGGCCUGCCUGUCGUGUGCAGACUUGCUCCCCAGUGGCCCUCGGCCUCCAGCAGAAGCUGGCAUUCGCCAUGACGGUGGCCGCCAAUGCCCUCAAUCAGUCAAAGGCGGCCUUGUCAACAGCCACAGACACCACCAAGGCACUCGAUGACCGAGUAGGCACAACACACACUGGAGGGUCCAGUUCGUUCAUUUCCUACCUGCAUCUGUCUGUGUGUGUGUGUGUGUGUGUGUGUCAGCGUCGUGAGAAGGACGGCGCCACGUUCCGACUGGUGUACGAGAGCGGCAAGCGGCCCACCAACCAGGGCCCCGCCGCCCUGCGCAUGUCACGAGAGGAGCUGUCGCACCUCUUCGGCCACAUGCAGCCGUGGGACCUCAGCCGCCUUCGCCUGGCCAUCGGCAAUAAGGUCUUCCUACAGGCGGCCAAGCAGUACACGGACAUCGUCAUCGACAGCUCGACGCCAUCGGUCAGCUGCAUGUGGGAGCGGAUGCCGCUGUCGGCGGCCUUCGAGUGGGGCACGCGCAUGCCGCAUCUCAAGACUGUCGUCAUCCGCCAUCUGCCACAAAGCUUGUCAUACGGCUGGUCAUAUACGGCUGCGUAUAGAGUGUUGGGCGAGGUGGUCGACGGCCAUGCCAAAGCCCGCAGCGAGCUGCACGAGUUGAAGCGGCGGGAGGCGGAGAGAGAGGGCCGACAGCCACCCAGGGAGGAGGGGACGUUGGAGUCCAUCAGCUUCAUCGAGGCGAAUAGACACUGUAGCGGUUGGCCCGCAGCAAGCCGAUUGCCCUCUCUUGCUGCCAAAGCCACCACCUCAGCCCCCUUCACCCCCGUUCUCCAUUCGCUCACCCACCUCAGCGGCCUUCGCCCUCGCGUCUGCGACUUGAUCGACAACCACAAGUGGCAGAUGCCAUCGCUGCGGCACGUCACGGUGCAGGGAGAGGUCGAUCGGCGCACCGAAUGCGGAUUCCUGAAGACGUCGCGGUGUCUGGAGAGCGUGGACCUCGGUCAGCGUGAGGACUUGCCACGCGUGCUUGAGGGGUGCCAGUUUUCGUGCCUGAAGAGCAUCAGUACCGUCGAGGUCGGAAGGCACGGCGAGAACUGCGUGCGCCGGCUGCAGGUGCGAAGGCAGACCUGACACAUACAUAGUGACCAGGGAGAGUAGGUGCCAUUCUGUUUUCCUUGUGUCGUUUGCAGGCUGCCCUCGCAUCUGGUGGCUGCACCCAACUCCACUCGAUCAGCAUUCGCCUCGUCCCUUACGGGCUUGCCGGCGAGAGGGGAGUCUUCGUCAACGCAGAUACAGUCGCCUCCCUGAGCGCCAUCGACAGUCUCAGGACCUCGGCCGUCGCCGCAUCCACUGCAGCCAUCGAUGUGCGGUUUGGGAACUUGCACAUUCAGCAUUUCAUAUUCUGCUUGUCGCUUCUCCACGAGAGCCCUGCCCCUUCCCUCGCACCCACCUUUGUCCAAGACACACUCUGCCAGCUCGCCGCGGCUGCAAAGACCAUCGUAUGGGAGCCUUCUGCAGCUCACCUGAUUGCCCCCACGGACAUCAGCGAGACAGCCAAGCACCUCGCCGCCAAGCUGCGAUUCUCUCAAGCCCAUCUGCUGCGCCUGUCCCAUCCUUGGGGCGCGGGCGCAAACACCGCAGCGCCCGCUGCGUCGUCCCCUUUGUGGUCGCUCAUCAGCGACUUGUCGGCUGAGGCAUUCCCCGACACGCUGACCGAGCUGAGGGCUACAGGACGAUUUGGCUGCGAGGCCGCGCGGCAGUUGGCGGCGGCAGGCAAGAUCAAGAAUGUGCGGACCCUCGAUGGCUGGUACACACCCGUACCUGCGAGUCACGUGGCGGGGCUGCUGGCGGCCAUGGGCGGAGAGAAAACGAUCUCCACACUGAAGGUGACAGUCGAGGGAGAGGGACAGGGGCUGUCGUGCGGCAGUGACCCCGAGGCUAUUCCACACAUAAGGGACAUCUACGUGGAUUGCCCGACCGGUAAGAUAGCGGGCAUAUACAGCACCACCAUGUCCCCUUCACCCGCCUCUCUCUCUGUGCGUUUGUAUGCAGUGCGCGAUGAGGCAGCAUUGGAUGAGGCCAAUGCUGCCUCGUUUGUCCAUGCCAGUCUCACCUCGUGUCUGCACAUUCGCGGUCUGAAGAAGCUGACGAUCCAGUGGGGCUGGCACCUCUUCAGGGAGCCUGCAGGGCACUUCCGAGAGCAGAUGGAGGCCCUCUGCCCCACCGGCACCAUGGGCGGCUUCCGCAUCACAGUGCGCCGAGACAAGACGUGGCAGAAGUGGACGGUCAUCGCAAGCCGAGCGACAGCAGAAGAGGUGAGUGGGUGGGCUUCUUCGCUACCGUGACUGUCCGUGCCACGCGUGUGUUCUUUGACGAAUGCGUGCAGGAUGAUGAGAGUGAAGAAGAUGAUGACUCGGAUGACAGAGCCGCACUCUGUCUCUCCGAGUGGUGGCAGGCAGGUUUUGGUUCCGCGUGUCGUCGUGUCCGUGUCUGACAUGAUCCGAUUCGAAUCCUUUUUGACGUUUGUUUAUGCAACGGAUCGAUGAUGUCUGUUUUCAUGUUGCAUUCAUUCAUCGGUAUACCACAUUGCAUUCACCAGCCUCACUCACACCAGCGUCAGGUGCAUGAACCAAAACACAGC
This is a messenger RNA of Vitrella brassicaformis, 3008 nucleotides long. The record is from the annotation of a GenBank genome assembly. Lineage: Eukaryota; Vitrellaceae.